CCCAGAUUAAUCACCGGGGCGGCCCCAGGGAGGAGGAAUAUAGUAUGAUUUACCGUAAAGAAGCACGGACUUGGAGAGCAGGCUCUAGGACCAAAGCACCCUGGAGGUCAUGAGGCUGGGAUUCAUCUGUGCUCUGCUUUCUCUCCUGGAAGGGCAAAGCUGGGCAGACACCCGAGCCAUCGGGGGCAAGGAAUGCCACCCCAACUCGCAGCCCUGGCAGGUCGGGCUCUUCUUCCUCACCCAACUCUUCUGCGGGGCGACCCUCAUCAAUGACCGCUGGCUGCUGACAGCUGCCCACUGCCGCAAGCCGUUUCUGUGGGUCCGACUCGGGGAGCACCACCUCUGGAAAUGGGAGGGUACAGAGCAGCUGUUCCAGGCCACAGACUUCUUCCCUCAUCCUGGGUUCAACCAGGACCUCAGUGCCCACGACCACAAUGAUGACAUCAUGCUGAUUCGUCUGCCCAGGAAGGCAUUACUGGGACCUGCCGUGCAGCCCCUCAAACUCAGCCGGACCUGCGUCUCCCCAGGCACCCAGUGCCUAAUCUCAGGCUGGGGGGCCACAUCCAGUCCUAAGGUGCAGUACCCACUCACGCUGCAGUGUGCCACCAUUAGCAUCCUGGAGCGCAAAGUCUGCCAACGGGCAUAUCCAGGCCACAUCUUCUACCGCACGCUCUGUGCCGGCCUUUGGGAGGGCGGCCGGGGCCCCUGCCAGGGUGACUCUGGGGGCCCCCUGGUUUGCAAUGGGGCCCUGGCAGGUGUGGUGUCUGGGGGCUCGGAGCCCUGCUCCAGACCCCAGCGCCCUGCUGUCUAUACUAGUGUGUGCCACUACCUGGACUGGAUUCGAAAAACCAUGGAGGACAACUGAGACCUCGCAUCUUAGAGGAAAGGAGGGUGGGCGCAGGGUGGGAGGGUUUGCAAGACUCCAGCCUCAAUGGUCUCCGCCUUUGGCUUCGGCUGGUCUGGAGACGCCUUCUGGGUAUUCAAGUUCCCAGCUUCCAGAUAUUCAGACCCUGGCCCCCGCGAACUAUAGAGCCGCACCCCCUUGAGAGGAAAGACACCUUCGCCCCUCUUGGCCCCAUAUCUAUGACGUCACCAGAACUGCCACAGCCCCCAUGGAAUGGCAUCACCUUUGGCUCUACCGCAGUAAAGACAUCCACUGAAUAGCUCCUCCCUUCCGAGCUUUGGCCAAUGAGAUUUCCCCUCUGGACGCUACCCCUUGUGGCCACGCCUCCUUCGUCAUAGAUCCAGCCUCGUGACUUCACGGGAGGGUAGCUUCCCCCACGUGGAACUCAGGCAGUGUGUCUCUGCCCAGCUCUGGCCCGUUCUAGGCGUGUCCAGGGUUUGAAUCCUGGCGGGGGCCUGACCGGGAGAAGUUGGGAGAGACUCUCUGUCCCCUCCGAUCCAAGGGACGGAGAAUUUUACAUUAAACGUGAGGAGCCGCGCCUU
Molecule: messenger RNA, 1446 nt
Organism: Delphinapterus leucas (beluga whale)
Lineage: Eukaryota; Metazoa; Chordata; Mammalia; Artiodactyla; Monodontidae
Product: kallikrein-9
Biological process (GO): proteolysis
Cellular component (GO): secretory granule
Molecular function (GO): serine-type endopeptidase activity
Source: RefSeq, a predicted model, not a curated record